CACGCCGGUGCUAAUUGGCCGGGGAGGCGGCCCCGCCCGCGAGUGGCGGGCGGUCACGUGACGCGACGGCUGGGGGCUCCCGGCGCGGGGGACGCUGGUGGCCAAGAUGGCGGCAGAGCUGGUGGAGGCCAAAAACAUGGUGAUGAGUUUCCGAGUCUCCGACCUCCAGAUGCUGCUGGGAUUCGUGGGCCGCAGCAAGAGCGGGCUGAAGCACGAGCUGGUCACCAGGGCCCUGCAGCUGGUGCAGUUCGACUGCAGCCCCGAGCUGUUCAAGAAGAUCAAAGAGCUGUACGAGACACGCUACGCCAAGAAGAGCGCAGAGCCCGGCCCGCAGCCCCACCGGCCCCUGGACCCGCUGACCAUGCACUCGGCCUACGACCGGGCCAGCACAGUGCCCAGGACUCCCCUGUCGGGCCCCAACAUUGACUACCCUGUUCUCUAUGGGAAGUACUUAAAUGGACUCGGACGUUUGCCCACCAAGACCCUCAAACCAGAAGUCCGCCUGGUGAAGCUGCCCUUCUUUAACAUGCUGGACGAGCUGCUGAAGCCCACCGAGCUAGUCCCACAGAACAGCGAGAAGCUGCAGGAGAGCCCGUGCAUCUUCGCCCUGACGCCCCGGCAGGUGGAGCUGAUCCGGAACUCCAGGGAGCUGCAGCCCGGAGUCAAGGCCGUGCAGGUGGUCCUGAGGAUCUGCUACUCGGACGCCAGCUGCCCGCAGGAGGACCAGUACCCGCCCAACAUCGCCGUGAAGGUCAACCACAGCUACUGCUCGGUCCCGGGCUACUACCCUUCCAACAAGCCCGGAGUGGAGCCCAAGAGGCCCUGCCGCCCCAUCAACCUCACCCACCUCAUGUACCUGUCCUCAGCCACCAACCGCAUCACCGUCACCUGGGGGAACUACGGCAAGAGCUACUCGGUGGCCCUGUACCUGGUGCGGCAGCUGACCUCGGCGGAGCUGCUGCAGAGGUUGAGGACCAUCGGGGUCAAGCACCCGGAGUUGUGCAAGGCGCUGGUCAAGGAGAAGCUGCGCCUGGAUCCCGACAGCGAGAUCGCCACCACCGGUGUGCGGGUCUCCCUCAUUUGCCCGCUGGUGAAGAUGCGGCUCUCGGUGCCCUGCCGGGCGGAGACCUGCGCACACCUGCAGUGCUUCGACGCCGUCUUCUACCUGCAGAUGAAUGAGAAGAAGCCCACCUGGCUGUGUCCAGUGUGUGACAAGCCAGCUCCCUACGACCAGCUCAUCAUCGACGGGCUCCUCUCCAAGAUCCUGAGCGAGUGUGAGGACGCCGAUGAGAUCGAGUACCUGGUGGACGGCUCCUGGUGCCCGAUCCGCACUGAGAAGGAGCGGAGCUGCAGCCCCCAGGGCCCCAUCCUGGUGCUCGGAACCUCAGAUGCCAGCGGGCUCCUGCCCACCCCCAGUGUCAAUGGCGGCAGUGGUGGCACCCUGGGCAGCGCGAGCAGCGGGGCAGCCUCCGUGGGCAGCGUGGAGAACGGCAAGCCUGGGACCGACGUGGUGGACCUCACACUGGACAGCUCGUCGUCCUCGGAGGAGGAGGACGAAGAGGAGGAUGAGGACGAGGACGAGGAGGGACCCCGGCCCAAGCGCCGCUGCCCCUUCCAGAAGGGCCUGGUUCCGGCCUGCUGACCGCCGGCCACAUGACCUGAAAUUUCCCUGGUGCUGACCACGCGGAGGGCGGGCGGCCGGGCGCAGAGGAGCAGCGAUUCCUUCUCUUUUCAUUGUCCGUUUGUCCUCUCGGCCCUCCCUGGCUCCUGGCACCUGCACCUCUGGACUCUCCUCUCGGGGAUUAAAAAAAAGUAAAAUGACAAAAAAAAAAAAAAAAAAAAAAAAAACGAGAAAAAGAAAAAACGAAACCGACAAAAAAGACGGACUCUUCCACAAGGCCGCCGGCCCGGGAGGAGGGGCUGCGUGGGAGGGACCCAGGAGCCUGGCCGCGACCAUUCCAGCUGGGGCCUGGCCGUUGGGAGUGGCGGCCCGGCGACCACCGCAACUGAGCGACAUGCUCUGUCCCCUUGCUUUGCUCUCCGCGAUGCGUCCUCCCUGGAGACCCUCGCCGCGCCCACAGCGCUGGGCUCCGAAGCCAUGGGUGGGGCGGCCGGGUCGCCGCAGGUGGGUUGUUUUUGAAAGUGCAAUAACGUGGUAUCUUGAAGACCCGCGGUGGCCAGCGCCCCCCGGGAGGCGGCCCCGGUGCGGCACCGUGUGGCGUGGGGGGGUCAGUUUCUAGCCAGCUACCUCGGUAACUCCAAUUCAGGUUAACUUCCCUACGGAACAGCACAGAUGUCCACCGCCAGCCGCGCCGCGCCCCGGGCAGGGAGGGCGUGGCGUCCGAGGGCGGCAGGUCUCUUGAUUUGGGUUGGUUCCCCUCCCGCCAGGCUCCUGGGCUCCCACCGGCCCGGGGCCCGCUCGCCCACCCUGGAGCCGGCGCCCCCACGCGGCCAGGAGGCAGCGGCAGAGGGCUCCCCCUGCGCUGCGGGCCCUUCCCGCUGCCCUGGUCAGGAGGCAGGGUGGGGCCGCGGCUGGGCGUCAGGACUGCUGUAUGAACUCCCGCCGACGGCCGCCCACGGCCGAGGCCGCUGUUUUCUAAUAUUUGUAUUCUAAUUUAAUUGUUUUUUAAAAAUGCAAAUAAAACGGUCAAGGUGAAGCCA
This is a messenger RNA of Marmota monax (woodchuck), 2661 nucleotides long. RefSeq names its product protein inhibitor of activated STAT 4 (gene Pias4). Lineage: Eukaryota; Metazoa; Chordata; Mammalia; Rodentia; Sciuridae. The record is from RefSeq and is a predicted model, not a curated record. Gene Ontology annotation, molecular function: zinc ion binding; SUMO ligase activity; transcription coregulator activity. Gene Ontology annotation, biological process: regulation of transcription by RNA polymerase II; protein sumoylation. Bases 107 to 1642 code for a protein of 511 amino acids. The transcript has 11 exons.